AGCAAGUAGCAUCUUUAGUUGUUUUUUUGUAAGUUUUAUAACUUCUUGAAUAUUUAGUUAUAAUGGCGACAUCAAAAACAACGAAUACGUAUAAUCGGCAGAAUUGGGAAGAUGCGGAUUUUCCAAUCUUGUGUCAAACCUGUCUUGGUGACAAUCCAUACAUUCGUAUGACUAAGGAAAAAUAUGGCAAAGAGUGUAAAAUUUGUGCUAGGCCAUUCACAGUUUUCCGAUGGUGUCCAGGGGCAAGGAUGAGGUUCAAGAAAACAGAAGUAUGUCAGACAUGUAGUAAGCUGAAAAAUGUUUGCCAAACUUGUUUAUUGGAUUUGGAAUAUGGUCUUCCUAUUCAAGUACGAGAUGCAGCAUUAAAGAUGAAAGAUGAUGUGCCUAAGAGUGAUGUGAAUAAGGAAUAUUAUAUACAAAAUAUGGAAAAGGAAUUAGCAAUGGGUGAUGCUGGAGCUAUCUCUGGUAGUAAAGUGAAUGAGCCUAAUGAAAUUCUAAUGAGACUUGCAAGAACAGCUCCUUAUUACAAAAGGAAUAGGCCACAUGUGUGUUCAUUUUGGGUGAAAGGAGAAUGCAGAAGAGGGGAAGAAUGUCCUUAUCGACAUGAAAAGCCCACUGAUCCUGAUGAUCCACUUGCUGAUCAAAAUAUUAAGGACAGGUAUUAUGGUGUUAAUGAUCCUGUGGCUGACAAAUUGCUUAAGAGAGCUGCAGCAAUGCCUGCUUUGCCACCACCAGAUGACAGAAGUAUUACGACAUUAUAUAUUGGUAACAUUGGCUCUCUAUUGGAACAAGAUUUAAGAGAUCAUUUCUAUCAGUAUGGUGAGAUUAGAUCUUUAAGUGUAGUGGCAAAGCAACAAUGUGCCUUCGUACAGUACACGACUCGACUGGCUGCAGAAAAUGCGGCGGAGAAAACAUUCAACAAAUUGAUUCUUGGUGGACGUCGUUUAACUAUUAAGUGGGGACGUUCACAGGGUCGAUCUGGAACUUCUGUAGUAAAUCAAACUGCAGAAACUUAUGAACCUGUGCCUGGAUUACCUGGAACGCUGCCAGAACUAAGUAAUAACUUCUUCAACUUAGAGCCUGGACACAUUCCGCUGCCUAAUAUGCCUCCACCGCCUUCUCUAUUAGUGCCUCCAAUGUACCCACCGCCGCCGCUACCUCAGUUUUUCUUCAACACUCGUCUGCCGACUUUCCCACCGCCAGACUUAGCUGCGGUUAGACCAGCUACUAGCACUAGUGCUAUUGAAAAUGUUGCAAUUGUCAACAAAAAUAACGUUCAUUAUCCUAGCCAGGAUCCAUCUAGAUUAGGAGCAACGCAGUUACAUGCAGAUUGUCAAGAAUAACUGUAAUAUUUUUAUA
This is a messenger RNA of Nicrophorus vespilloides, 1359 nucleotides long. RefSeq names its product pre-mRNA-splicing factor RBM22. The transcript has 3 exons. Gene Ontology annotation, cellular component: U2-type catalytic step 1 spliceosome; Prp19 complex; U2-type catalytic step 2 spliceosome. The record is from RefSeq and is a predicted model, not a curated record. Gene Ontology annotation, molecular function: pre-mRNA binding; metal ion binding; U6 snRNA binding. Lineage: Eukaryota; Metazoa; Arthropoda; Insecta; Coleoptera; Silphidae. The coding region runs from base 63 to 1343 and encodes 426 amino acids.